Molecule: messenger RNA, 1551 nt
Organism: Penicillium cinerascens
Lineage: Eukaryota; Fungi; Ascomycota; Eurotiomycetes; Eurotiales; Aspergillaceae
Product: fungal specific transcription factor domain-containing protein
Exons: 1
Coding region: 1-1551 (516 amino acids)
Biological process (GO): DNA-templated transcription
Molecular function (GO): DNA binding; zinc ion binding
Source: RefSeq, a predicted model, not a curated record
AUGAAUGAGAUCCUAUCAACAAGCGAAUAUAUGGCUCCUCAAACCUCCCAGUUGGAUCAUUCAGCUGGUCCUCCAACUCAAGGAAUUUCGUCUGCGUCAUUCGUUCCUGAAAGCCGUCUCAUCCGCCUUUUCUAUGAAAAUCUUCAUUCAGCUCAUCCGAUCUUGGUUCCUGCUUCAUUAUUCGAAAAAUGGAACUAUCCGUUCUAUUUGCGCCAAGUUGUGAAAUUCAUAGGGAGCCACUACUCGGUUGUCCUCAAUAAUGAUAUCUUGCAUGAGUCCACCUGGGUUACCCUAAACGGCUCUUCAGAGAAAACGCCUCACAUGGUCCAGGCUCUUCUUCUAUAUUCUACCAUUAUGCGGGCUCGGAAUGACGUCUCCAGAGCCGAGUCUUCUCUUACUCAGGCAAUCAACAUUGCUUUGGACCUUGGAAUGCAUCAAGAAGAUUUUGCGACGAAAUACUCUGAAGAGAGAGGAUAUGAGGCCGAGAGCCUGCGACGAACGUGGUGGGAACUCUCAAUUUGGGAAAUCUACAUGGCCUCCCUGCAUGAAAAGGUCAUCCUGCGAUGCAGCGAUGUUUUCUCUUCUGUGUCGUUGCCAUGCGAAGAGUCGACAUAUGCAUCUCUUCGCUUUAUUCCAAAACCUCAAUGUCUUGCGUCUUUCAGAGCCAGAGUUUUUGCGGCAGAUGAGGAAGUCAAUCUUUUCUCAUCGUUUGCUUAUCGUAUUGAAGCAGUCCGUAUUCUGGCCAGGAUUUUGGUUCUCAACAGCCUGCCCGAGACUCAACAUGAUCACUUGCAAGCCGUCGCAAACACUCUUGUCAGUUGGAUUCACCACCUUCCGCAACAAAAAAUUGACAUUGUGGACAUGUACGGAAACAUCGAUGAGAUGUUAUUUCAGGCUCAUUUCACAAUCCAAUAUGCUGCCAUGCUCCUGCAUUUACCCCGAAGCAAUAUCCGACCGGCAUUUCCCGAUUCGAUUUUUUCAAUAUGCCCAGUGACUCCUGUCCGUCUUUCGCCUUCCUUGACACGCCAUGUACACGAUGUUAAAGUCAUAGAGGCUUCCAAAAAGCUGUCUGAUCUUUUAUCUGUGCGUUCUGAUGCCAAAGGCUACAGUCCUACAGUCGUGUUUGGCUCAAUAUUGUGUGGCCUCGUUCAGCUUGUUGCGACCGCGAUACAUGGGUCCGAAUGUUACGACCACCAUCAAAAUCGGGUCGUGCUCGUUCUUGGAUGUCUCAAACUUCUCACGGCGAAGUGGUCUCUAGCGCAAGAAGCUCACUUUCAUCUCAGAAAGACAGCUGCUCGAAUAGCCACUAACUUUACGGAGUAUUCACCGUUCGAAGGCCCAACGACGCCAGGCCAAGAUAACCAACGACCCAAUAUGGCUUCUGGUGAGGCCGCCAUCCUUCCACCUAUAGAAAAUGAUGCCGUGAACAAUUCAUUCUCAUCAAGGCUCUUAUCAGAAUUCGUCGAUCCAACUUGCGGCGAUUUGUUUUCUCCAUUUCCCAUGACAAGUUCGGAAACACUCCCGGGUGUGCCGCGGCAUCAAGUCGCCUAA